AUGACGGGCUGGAGUGCCGAGGAGGACUCGUUUGCCGGGCCUUCGACAUCCAUAGCGCAUGGCCUGCGUGACGGCGUGCUUGUCAACGACUUGGACCGCUCGUUUGGCUCGUCCAUGUCGAUCUCCUCGCUGGACAGUCCUGCGCGGCACUCCCUACGUCGUGCUCGGCCGUUCCCCGCGCCGGCGCAGGAUCUGGUAGGCGAAGAUCCCUUUACGAUGCCAUCGCCUUCGCUGAACAUGCGUCCCCGCCUUUCUGUGCCGGCCGCGUUGGUGGCAGAAAGCUCACCGCAUGCGAUGGAAAUCUCCUCGCCGCCUGCGUUUGAUACCUCGAGCAACACGUUGCUCGUGCAGACGACCGUCCCUCCGCCCAUGCUCCGCCGCCUGGACCGAUCUGUCCGCAAAUCCAUGCCUGUACUCAUGCAGUCUGGCCCUGGCCUGUCCCGUGAGCCCCUGAGCCCUGUAAGCCCGGAACAUGCUCGGCCCCUCAAAAAGCGCCUUUCGUCGUUGCGACAGCUGCAAGACGCCUCGUUUGAGCGCGAUGGACCUGCCCGAUGCAUACUAACGCAGAACGAGGACGAAGCCAAUGUGUCUCAAGACACGGCGCGUUUCCAUGUGCGGUCGCAGAGUGCAUCGCUAUGGUGGCCCGACGCAGGUGAGAGCAUUGCCCCGGAUGUGCCGCUCUCUUCGCCUGCAGCGCCAGGUCCGAUGGCGUGUGCUGACGAUAGCACGGCCAGUGACUCGUUCUUGGCACCAUCGCUUCUUGCCUCAGCGUCGACGGCUACAGUGACAGCAUCCACGGCGUUGGGAGUCUCUCCGUCGCCCAUGGGCCACUUUUUCUUCGAUCCGCAAUCGCCCAGUGUAGCACAGGCACCACCGAUGGUCUCCUCGCCCGUGUCGCCCAGUGGCACCGUGACACAGUUCCACAUGUUUGCCGCGCCGGACUGGCGCUUGGGCCCGUCAGAUGCCCCUGUGGGAGCGACGACAGCGACGACGACGACGACGACGACGACGACAGCCGCAGCCGCAGCGGAUACGUCCUUGUCGCUUACAUCGGCUGGUGAAAGUACGGAUCCCUCUGUGUCGCUCGAUGACUCCACGGAGCCUAUUGUGCAAAGGGGAUCGCCCGUAUGUGCGUCUGCUCGCAAGGCCAUGUUCCAUCUGGGCAUGCGACGUACACAGACGACGACGGUACUGCCUGCCUCGGCCAAGGAGAAUGUGCCGAUGCAUGCUAGCGUGAUCGCGCCGCCGCCACCGCACCGUACGCAGGACCUACCUGGAUUCGGUACGCAUGAAAUGGAGAACAAGAUCUUGCCGUGCUUCUCGGUGAAGAGCGAUGGGCUCAUGCGUGUCGCGCCGGAGACGGUGUGUGACCUGAUGAAAGGUAGGUACGAUGAUCGCAUUUCCGGCUUCCAAAUUGUCGACUGCCGCUUUGACUACGAGUACGAAGGUGGCCACAUUGCCGGGGCCGUGAACUUGUCCACGGUCGAGCAGGUGCAGCGCUACUUCUUGACGCCAGGCGAAGGUUUGCACCGGCACCGCCCGAUGCCAGGGCGUACACAGAGCGGCAUGCCAGAUGGCCAGGGCGAUAUACGCAAAUUUAUCUUGAUCUUCCACUGCGAGUUCUGCCAUAAGCGGGGGCCAAGUAUGGCGCUCGCCUUGCGGCAGUCCGAUCGUUCGUUGGCUGGCGACUAUCCGAACUGCCAUUUCCCAGAUAUGUACAUCUUGCAUGGUGGCUACGCCGACUUUUUCAAGGCGUGCCCAGAGAUGUGUGUACCGCAGGCCUAUGUCCCGAUGGACGAUCCCCGUUUCUUGCAACGUCGAUCGUCGGAACUGUCUGGCUUCCGCCGUCAGUUCUCGCGCAACCGAAGCUUUGCGUAUGGCGAUAGUCAAGUCGCUACGACGGCGCUGUCCAACCUUGCAGAGAUGAGGCGAGCGCCGAGCAUGGCGGUGCCUGGCGCGCUGCCGCCCUCACGGACCUUGUUCCCACAAGCGCGCGCGGCGCCGGCGCCUGUCGUCCCCGCUCCUGCGCUCUCGACGUCGAAUCUGCUCACGCUUCCCGAACCGGCGCGCGAUGCCAGCUUUUCUUCCUGCGACUCGUCUUUCGAGGCGGGCGCCGGUGACUCCCCGUGUGCCGCUGCCGGCGGCCGUAGGCCCCCACUGGGCGAGGCGCUGCAGCCCCGUGCGACGUCGUUCGCACCGCGUCUCUUAAAACGCGCGGAUACCACCUCGGUCGUGGUGUUCCCCAUGUAA
Messenger RNA from Malassezia pachydermatis, 2250 nucleotides. RefSeq names its product tyrosine phosphatase. The transcript has 2 exons. Gene Ontology annotation, molecular function: protein tyrosine phosphatase activity. Gene Ontology annotation, biological process: positive regulation of G2/MI transition of meiotic cell cycle; positive regulation of G2/M transition of mitotic cell cycle; G2/M transition of mitotic cell cycle. The record is from RefSeq and is a predicted model, not a curated record. Bases 1 to 2250 code for a protein of 749 amino acids. Gene Ontology annotation, cellular component: cytoplasm; nucleus. NCBI's taxonomy places the organism in Eukaryota, Fungi, Basidiomycota, Malasseziomycetes, Malasseziales, Malasseziaceae.